Carassius auratus (goldfish) is the source of this 1037-nucleotide messenger RNA. Its product is annotated as voltage-dependent calcium channel subunit alpha-2/delta-1-like. The record is from RefSeq and is a predicted model, not a curated record. Gene Ontology annotation, cellular component: L-type voltage-gated calcium channel complex. Gene Ontology annotation, molecular function: voltage-gated calcium channel activity. The transcript has 9 exons. NCBI's taxonomy places the organism in Eukaryota, Metazoa, Chordata, Actinopteri, Cypriniformes, Cyprinidae. The annotation marks the transcript as partial.
CGCAGAUGGGUGGGGGGGCGUGUGGAAACUGAUCCGCCACAGACUCUCUUAACGUACUGUCAAAGCGGAGAGACACGGAAACGCCCUGUCAGUCUCCACAUCUCUGGAGAAACAUCUGAACUGAUUCAACAGGGCACAGGCUGAAGUAGCUGGAGGGACCAGAAACAUCUGAGAUUUGAUUUUGGAAGUAUAGAGGCGCUCAUGGCGCCAGCUCGGCUGCUUUAGGAGGGUCACUUCAGUGGAUUUUAGUGGGAGAAACUCGUCUGUUGUUGGAUGUCAGUCAGAAGAAUGGAUGCGUUCAGAUUGUCCGCUGCUAUUCUUCUAGUUCUGUCUUUAUUCAGCUGUGGAAGCGCUAUACAGUUUCCCGACUCCCAUCUGACCCGGAAAUGGGCGAUGCAGAUGCAGGAGGAGCUAGUGCAGUUGAUCGAUGAUGAGACCGGCAUAAAAGAGCUCCAAAAUAUUUUCCUGCAGUUUCGGCAAUAUUAUAACGUGAAGCAAAACGACGCUAAACAGCUGGUGGAAAACGCUGCACUUGAAAUCGAGAAACUUCUUGCCAAUCGUUCCACAGCUCUAAAGGCGCUGGCGACGGCAGCGGAAAACCUGCAGAUGGAGCACCAGUGGAAGGAUGAUCUUGAAGUUGAUGAUACCAUCUACUACAAUGCCAAGGACAAGUUUGACAUCAAUGACAAUGAAACGCGCCAGAACCGCCUCAAGCUAGAAUUCAAAGAGGAUCCUGAUUUCAGACGCCCUGUUUCAUACAACACAACAGCAGUGCACAUUCCCACUGAUAUCUACGAGGGCUCCACUAUAAUCCUGAAUGAGCUUAACUGGACUGCGGGUCUGGAUGACAUCUUUAAGAAGAACAAGGCGGAUGACCCUUCCCUUCUCUGGCAGGUGUUUGGCAGUGCCUCUGGCCUGGCUCGAUACUUCCCAGCUUCCCCAUGGGUUGACACGAGGAACACACCGAACAAGAUUGACUGUAUGAUGUAUAUUCAAGGUGCAGCUUCACCUAAAGACAUGUUGAUCCUGGUGGACGC